AUGAUCCUUUGUCUCAUUAAUGUAAUUUUAUGUUUCCCAGACCACGUGGAACUGAAUGGACGUUGAUUUUGUAAAUGGCAUAAUCCCGAGCUGCUGUUUACAGGAAUUCCAACUCUAAACAUAGGCCAAUAUGAGUUAUACUGGUGUGAAGGUAGACUGUGAAACCCUGCUUAGCCGAUUUCAGGAGACGGACAGUGUGCGAUUCGAGGAUUUUCUGAAAAUGUGGCAGGAUGUGAAAUUUUCCAACAUAUUUCUAGGUGGAAUGAGGAGUCUGGAAAUGAACAAAUUCACAAAAGAGUCGUUUGCGGUUGCCUGCCUGUACUUUUUGCCGCCAUACACGUUUCAGAUCCGCGUGGGUGCUCUGUAUCUGCUUUAUGGACUGUAUAAUACCCAGCUCUGUCAGCCCAAACAGAAGAUCCGCAUAGCAUUGAAGGACUGGCACGAACUGGAGAGCUUCCACCAGGACCUUCUCAACGCUCAGCACUUGGAUGCAGUUUACAUAUUCCGGCAAAUGCGCCUGAGCCGGGCUUUCCAUUUCACAGGGAUGCCGACACUACUGACUUUCAAAAGCAUAAAAAAGCCUGCAAACAGUGCUGGGAAAGAAGAAUUUAAGGAUAUUCGAGACAAAGUCAAAGAUUUGGUUUCAACAGACACAUUGGAGGAAAUGCUGAAUAUUCAUGAGCACUACCAGAAAACAAAAUGCUUAAUUUCUGCUGAUAAAUCGAAGCCAGACAAGGCUCUGAGUCUGAUCAAGGAUGGAUUUGUAGACAGUCUUAAAAAUCUAGUAACGGAACACCAACAGUGGAAGAAAAGAACGAGGAAGCCGAGGACGGAAGCGGAGGAAAAAGAAGCUUCUUCGCAAGAAUCUGAAGGUUCAGAGAGAGCAAGAGCAUUGGCCAAAAUCAAGUCCAAAUCAUACAAUUCCGUUACAGUGGCCCCCAAAUCCAGACGGCAUCGUCAAGUUGAGAUGGCUUCUGUCACCCCAGCAUCUAAUUCUAAAAAAAGGACCAGACAGAAGGGCAGAAAGUCCAAAAGGAAGACUGCGAUAAAACAGGAGGCGUUGGAUUUGGAAGAUGACAAAGAAGGUGGCAGCAAGCGAAAACCCAAAAGGACAAGAUUGCCUGUCAUUCCAGAGGAGGAUUCAUCCUCUAGUAGUGAAGAAAUGCCGGUCGUAAAACAGAGGAGAACUUCGAAAAAGAGGGGGAAAACCUCCUGAUGUAAAAAUUUUGAUCCCCCAGUACAUGAUGGGUCUGUAAAUAAAUUAAAACAUGUAUUUCUUGAAA
Pelobates fuscus (common spadefoot toad) is the source of this 1283-nucleotide messenger RNA. It is a transcript of the gene SNAPC1, whose product is annotated as small nuclear RNA activating complex polypeptide 1. The record is from RefSeq and is a predicted model, not a curated record. Gene Ontology annotation, biological process: snRNA transcription by RNA polymerase II; snRNA transcription by RNA polymerase III. The transcript has 10 exons. Gene Ontology annotation, molecular function: sequence-specific DNA binding. Gene Ontology annotation, cellular component: snRNA-activating protein complex. NCBI's taxonomy places the organism in Eukaryota, Metazoa, Chordata, Amphibia, Anura, Pelobatidae. The coding region runs from base 131 to 1216 and encodes 361 amino acids.